This is a messenger RNA of Octopus sinensis (East Asian common octopus), 715 nucleotides long. RefSeq names its product neuropeptide FF receptor 1-like. Gene Ontology annotation, molecular function: G protein-coupled receptor activity. The annotation marks the transcript as partial. The record is from RefSeq and is a predicted model, not a curated record. Gene Ontology annotation, biological process: G protein-coupled receptor signaling pathway. Lineage: Eukaryota; Metazoa; Mollusca; Cephalopoda; Octopoda; Octopodidae. Gene Ontology annotation, cellular component: membrane. The transcript has 3 exons.
ACUACCACUACUACUACUACCACCACCACCACCACUUCUACUACUACCACCACCACCACUUCUACUUCCAAGUUUCUCAUUCUCGAUUGCCUUCCUGCGCGUGAACACGGAAGAAAAUACCCCUCCACCACGACCACCACCACCAAAACAACAGCAGCAGCAACAGUAAGAAGUAUCGCAAGAACAGGACAGCGGCAACACACUCUUGGCAUGCCUGUAAGCAGUGCCAUUUCUAUAAUGGACCUGCUCUACCCUAGUCCACCGCCUCCUCUAUCAUCAUCAUCAUCGCUAUCAUCAACAACGCUAACCAUAACCGCAACACCAUCGCCUUCGACUUCAAUCUCGUCAUUAUCUCCCCUCUACUAUUCUUCCCCUGUCUCCUCGCCUGCUUUCCCGUCUCUCAUCAAUCGCCGCCUCAUCGCCAAGUCACCCGAGUCUGCCGACACGCUGUACACUCUGCAAGCGGUUCUGGUCACCUUCUACCUGUUGAUCUUCCUGUCGGCCGUAUCGGGUAACUGCUUGGUCAUUCUGACCCUCGUCCAGAACAAACGGCUCCGGACUGUCACAAAUGUUUUCCUCUUCAAUUUGGCCGUCAGCGAUUUACUCCUGGCCGUAUUUUGUAUGCCAUUUACCUUGGUGCCGUUUCUCUUGAGGAAUUUCAUCUUCGGAACUGCCAUGUGCGUGAUGAUACGUUACCUGCAAGGCGUUUCCGUCC